Aureobasidium melanogenum CBS 110374 is the source of this 1002-nucleotide messenger RNA. RefSeq names its product NAD(P)-binding protein. The record is from RefSeq and is a predicted model, not a curated record. Gene Ontology annotation, molecular function: nucleotide binding. NCBI's taxonomy places the organism in Eukaryota, Fungi, Ascomycota, Dothideomycetes, Dothideales, Saccotheciaceae. The transcript has a single exon. Bases 1 to 1002 code for a protein of 333 amino acids.
AUGGUUCUCAACUUUGGCAUCAUCGGCACAAACUGGAUCACCGAGUCCUUCAUCAAGUGCGCCGAAGCUACCAAACAAUGGAAGCUGGCAGCCGUCUACUCUCGCAGUGAGGAAACUGCUCGCACCUUUGCCGACAAGUUCUCCGUCAAGACCGUCUACACAUCCAUCGACUCCCUCGUCCAAGACUCGAAUCUCGAUGCCGUCUACGUCGCCUCGCCCAACUCGCUGCACUAUUCACAAGCAAAGACCAUUCUCCAAGCAAAGAAGCAUGUCAUUCUCGAAAAGCCCGCCACCUCAACCCUCGCCGAAUUGCAAGACCUCUUCAAGAUCGCAAAGGAAAACAACGUCUUCUUGAUUGAAGCCUAUCGUCACAUUCAAGAAGUCAACUACAAACUCCUCCGCCGCGUUCUGUUUGAAGAGAAGAAGCUGGGCACAAUCUUUGGCGCCAGUCUUAACUUUUCCAUGUACAGUUCUCGCUACAACAAUGUUCUUGAUGGCGAGACUCCCAACAUUUUCAGCCUUGAGAUGUCAGGCGGCUCCCUAGUCGACAUGGGCGUUUACCCCGUCACUUUCGCCCUCGCUCUGUUCGGCAAGCCAAAGUCGCAGACCUACGCUCCCUUCAUCUGCCACACCGGCGCUGACGCUGGCGGCUUUAUUGUCCUGCAGUACGAGAAGUUCGGUGUCCAGAUCCAGCAAAGCAAGUGCUUCACUUCCUUCGCUCCCACCGAGGUCUACGGCGAGAACGGCACCAUCAGCCUUAACUCCGUCACCGAUAUUGCAAGUGUAAAGUUUUGGGACCGCAAGACUAAGCAGACCGAGGAGUUGGCAGAGAAGAAGGUGGAUCUGAACUUGCAAGAGGAGGCUGAGGAGUUUGCUCGUAUCAUCAACAACAAGGAUGUUGAUGCUGCUGCUAAGCUCGAGCAAUUGAGUUAUGAUAUUGUUUCCGUCACUUCUGACUUGAGAAGACAGAAUGGAAUCCUUUAUCCUGCCGACAAGGCAUAG